This is a messenger RNA of Auanema sp. JU1783, 1236 nucleotides long. The record is from the annotation of a GenBank genome assembly. NCBI's taxonomy places the organism in Eukaryota, Metazoa, Nematoda, Chromadorea, Rhabditida, Rhabditidae.
AUGGGUUCGCUGUGUUGUCGACCGGCAACUGUACAUGAUGAGCCAACUACAUCCGUAAUUAUACCAAGGUCACAUGAUAUUGAUCCUAUUGGUCAUUUAUUAGUAUUUAUCAAUCCAAAUUCAGGGUCAGGGAAAGGAGUAAAAAUCUUCAAAAAGAGAGUAGCUAGUCAGUUUGAAAAGAAUAAUAUUUCUUAUGAGCUUAUUAUAACAAACGGGCCAAACCAUGCACGAAAUGUCGUUCUUACACAUGCAAACCUCCAUAAGUUCAAUGGAAUUGUUAUUUUAUCUGGUGACGGUCUUGUUUUUGAAGUAGUUAAUGGUCUUUCGGAAAGGUCAGAUGCUGUCAAAGUUGUACCUUCUAUGCCUAUUGGAAUUAUUCCUUCCGGAUCUGGCAAUGGAAUGUUAUCUUCAGUUUUUGUCACAAAAGGGUGGACUUUAAAAAAUCCAGGCUUUUUGAAACAAUCAGUUGUUGUCGCAACGGGUGUGAAACCGGAAGCUCAACCUGUCAACUUACUUCAUGUCCAAACUGAGAGGAAAAAUGUCGCAGCUUUUCUAAGCAUUGGAUGGGGAAUAAUGGCUGACAUAGAUAUAGAGAGCGAACGUUUCCGUUCUUCAUUAGGAUCUCAAAGAUUCGUAGCUGGAGCGAUCAUUCGUUGUUUGAGCUUGAGAAGCUAUCCAGGUCGUCUCAGUUAUAAGCCAUAUGCUGGCAAGGCUAAUUUCUCACAAACCCCUCCAUUCGAAGUUUAUGGUACUUCAAGAUGUGACAUGCUAUCAGUUGAAACAGAUAAUUCAAUGAGAUGCGAAACACCAGAACGAAGAUCAAAAGACAACUUUUGGAGAGAGAGACACUUGAUAAACGUUCCAGAUUUGGAAGAUACUCUCCCGGAUGAUUGGAUUUCAAUUGAGGAUGAGUUUAUAGGCGUCUAUGCGAUGAGUCUAUCUCAUAUUGCAACCGAUGGACCAUAUAUGCCUUUAGCCAAACUUGAUGAUGACAGAAUAUAUUUAACUUUUGUUAUGAAGAAAGACAUCAAAGGCAAAUUCGAUAUGUUCAAAAUGUUAUCUGCAAUUGAAACUGCUAAGCAUCUCGAGUUAGGUUUCGUUAAAUGCAUCCAAGUAUCGGCUUUCCGGCUAGAAACUCUGGAUCAAAAGUCAGUAAUUGUAGUGGAUGGAGAAGUGAUGGACGCCCGUAAACUCCAAGUAACGUCCACCAAUUUGAAAACCGCAGUGUUCACUUGA